Messenger RNA from Triticum urartu, 1587 nucleotides. NCBI's taxonomy places the organism in Eukaryota, Viridiplantae, Streptophyta, Magnoliopsida, Poales, Poaceae. The record is from RefSeq and is a predicted model, not a curated record.
AUGAGGAUCAAUACCAUGCACUACACGGUAGUAGUACUGGUGAUCCUACUGGGAGGAGGAUCGCUGGCGAAUGCGGCCAACCAGAAGGAUGUGCUAAGGGCCUUCAUCAAAUCGAGGGCCCAGACGCGCGCGGACGGGCCUGGGGAGCCGGACCCGUGGGCCGACCCGAUCAGCAGCUUCCGCCACCUGCCCGCCAAGUGCGACGCCCCGCCGGCGGGCACCAGGGAGGCCGACAGGAUCGCGGCGCUGCCCGGCCAGCCCCCGCGCGUCAACUUCGACCAGUACUCCGGCUACGUCACCGUGAGCGAGGAGUACGGCCGCGCGCUCUUCUACUACUUCGUCGAGGCCCCCUACGAGGCCGCCUCCAAGCCGCUCGUGCUCUGGCUCAACGGCGGGCCCGGCUGCUCGUCGCUCGGCUCCGGCGCCAUGGCGGAGCUCGGCCCGUUCCGUGUGAACCCCGACGGGAAGACGCUGAGCAGAAACAGGCAUGCCUGGAACAAUUUGGCAAAUGUGAUCUUCCUGGAGUCGCCGGCAGGCGUCGGGUUCUCCUACUCGAACGCAUCGAUACCGAGCGGCGACACGAGGACUGCAGUGGACGCCUACAUGUUCCUGCUCCACUGGCUUGAGAGGUUCCCCGAAUACAAGGGCCGCGACUUCUACAUCUCCGGGGAGAGCUACGCCGGACACUACGUCCCCCAGCUCGCCGCCGUCAUCCUCGCCCUCCGCGAACUCGGUGCCACGAACAUGAACCUCAAGGGCAUCUUCGUCGGCAAUCCGCUGCUCGAUAAGUCCAAUAACUCAUAUGGAUCGUUAGAGUUCCUGUGGAGCCACGGGGUGAUCUCCGACGAGGUGUGGGCCAACGUUAACGGGCCGUGCAACUCCGGGCAGAGCAGCGGGUGCGACGACUCGUUCGAUGAGGGCGACAUCGAUACGUACAACAUUUACGCCCCGGUCUGCAUCCAGUCGCCAGACGGGAGUAUCCACCCCAGCAGCUACUUGCCAGGCUAUGAUCCGUGCAUCGAUGCCUAUAUCGACGCCUACCUCAACAAUCCUGAGGUGCAGAAGGCUAUGCAUGCUAGAACCAACACCGAUUGGUCAGAGUGCUCAGAGUCAUUGAACGGCUGGACCGAUUCCCCAGUUUCCAUGAUGCCAACCAUCGGUCGGCUUGUUGACAAGGGAUUAAGAGUCUGGAUCUACAGUGGUGACAUGGAUGAUGCGUGCCCGAUUACCGCGACGAGGUACGCUACUGCUACCCAGACCAAAAGAACAACAAAAGAUUUAGAAGAUAAAUGGAUGAGUAUAUGGGUGCAUGGCGAGUAUACUUCCAAGAUGAUGAUGAUGUUCCGGUCCAUGUGCAAGUACGACUGGAACAACCUGGCUAACGUGAUCUUUCUUGAGUCGCCUACCGGCGUGGGGUUCUCCUACGCGAGCAACAACUCGAACAACAACAACAACAACAUUGGCGACCCCAGAAUCGCCGAGGACGUGUUCGUCUUCCUGCUCAAACGGCUGGAGAGGUUCCCAGAGUAUAAGGGCCGUGACUUCUACAUCGCCGGAGAGAUCUAUGGCGGCCACUACGUCAUGUAG